Molecule: messenger RNA, 1262 nt
Organism: Aspergillus aculeatinus CBS 121060
Lineage: Eukaryota; Fungi; Ascomycota; Eurotiomycetes; Eurotiales; Aspergillaceae
Product: 40S ribosomal protein uS3
Exons: 3
Coding region: 97-897 (266 amino acids)
Biological process (GO): translation
Cellular component (GO): cytosolic small ribosomal subunit; nucleus
Molecular function (GO): RNA binding; structural constituent of ribosome
Source: RefSeq, a predicted model, not a curated record
GCCGCCGACCAAUUCGCCCUCGAACGACUACCCCCCCUUCAACCACCCGCGUUCUCGGCCGUUUCUUUCGCCAAUUCACCACCCAGAAACGCAAACAUGGCUGCUGUCCAGGGAGCUAUUUCGAAGCGCCGCAAGUUCGUCGCCGACGGUGUCUUCUAUGCCGAGUUGAACGAGUUCUUCCAGCGCGAGCUGGCUGAGGAGGGUUACUCCGGUGUCGAAGUCCGUGUCACUCCCACCGUCACCGACAUCAUCAUCCGCGCCACCCACACCCAGGAGGUUCUCGGUGAGCAGGGUCGCCGCAUCCGCGAGCUCACCUCCCUCAUCCAGAAGCGCUUCAAGUUCCCCGAGAACUCUGUCUCCCUCUAUGCCGCCAAGGUCCAGAACCGCGGUCUCUCCGCUGUCGCUCAGUGCGAGUCCCUCCGCUACAAGCUCCUUAACGGUCUCGCCGUCCGCCGUGCCUGCUACGGUGUCCUCAGAUUCAUCAUGGAGAGCGGUGCCAAGGGUUGCGAGGUCGUCGUUUCCGGAAAGCUCCGUGCUGCCCGUGCCAAGUCCAUGAAGUUCACUGACGGUUUCAUGAUCCACUCCGGUCAGCCCGCCAAGGAGUUCAUCGACAGCGCCACCCGCCACGUUCUCCUCCGCCAGGGUGUCCUCGGUAUCAAGGUCAAGAUCAUGCGCGGUUCCGACCCCGAGGGCAAGGCCGGCCCCCAGAAGACCCUCCCCGACUCCGUCACCAUCAUCGAGCCCAAGGAGGAGCAGCCCAUCCUCCAGCCCAUCAGCCAGGACUACGGUGCUAAGGCUCUUGCCGCCCAGCAGGCCGCUGAGCAGCAGCGUCUGGCCGAGCAGCAGGCCACCGAGGGCCAGGAGGGUGCCGCCCCCGCUGAGUUCGCUCAGGAGUAAAAAAAUUAAUUGGAUUUCCCUCUUCUUUUUUUUCCCUCUCUUCUUAGGCCCCCACCUGCUCUUUUCUCUUUUUCUUCGUUUCCUGUCCGACCUACCUAUAUCUCUCUUACCUGACGCAAAAUAAACAAACUUCAUGAUCACUAUCCAUCCGGAAGAACCGUGUUUAUUGUCAUCUCCCUCGUUUCCCGCUUCCCGUGGCGGACGGGGGACGUCAGUAUCUCUCUCAAAAAGACCUUUUCCUCCCUCUCAUGUCUCUAAUUACCUCGCUCGAUAUACACACCCUGAGUCGAUAUGGCCUAGGUAGGAAAGACAGAAAACAAGGAAAAGAAAAAAAAGUCAAAAUUCAUGCCCGAAACGAGUUCUAG